Messenger RNA from Sitodiplosis mosellana (orange wheat blossom midge), 1736 nucleotides. Its product is annotated as synaptosomal-associated protein 25-like. Lineage: Eukaryota; Metazoa; Arthropoda; Insecta; Diptera; Cecidomyiidae. The record is from RefSeq and is a predicted model, not a curated record. Gene Ontology annotation, biological process: synaptic vesicle fusion to presynaptic active zone membrane; exocytosis; synaptic vesicle priming. Gene Ontology annotation, molecular function: SNAP receptor activity; syntaxin binding. Bases 383 to 1021 code for a protein of 212 amino acids. The transcript is spliced from 9 exons. Gene Ontology annotation, cellular component: SNARE complex; plasma membrane.
GUGUUUGUGUUGUUUUUCAUUGGAAUGAAAUUUAGUUGAAACAUUUUCCAUAACUUGGUCGAUACACAUACAACACAACUCCACCUUUUUUCCGCGGAACGAGUGAGAGAAAAAAAAACCUCACUGGAAGAGAACACCAAAUUCAUUGGGCUUAGCAAAGUGGCAGCGUUUUAAUGUGAACACAAAAAAAAAUUUGUUCCCUUUAAAGUGCUAUCAAAAUCUGUGAUUCAAUCAAACCAAUAAACUAAUUUUAAAGAAAAAUAAAACAUACAAACCGAACUUAACACACUAAAAAGCAAAUAAAUUCGUUGAAUAUUAUAAUUUAAAACAGAGACGCAAUCGAUUACAACAUAUAAAAACACACACACAACAAAAAACAGAAAUGCCUUCAGCAGCACCUCCACAAGCCGAAGUGGCUGGACCGCCACGAACAGAGCACGAAGAAUUGCAAAUUAGAGCAAAUCAAGUUACAGAUGAUUCAUUGGAGAGUACUCGGCGAAUGUUGGCUCUUUGCGAAGAGGGCAAAGAAGCUGGAAUCCGUACAUUGGUUGCACUCGACGAUCAAGGAGAGCAAUUGGAACGAAUCGAAGAAAAUAUGGACAAGAUUCGAGCCGACAUGAUGGAUGCUGAAAAAGCACUCAGCGGCAUGGAAAAAUGUUGCGGAAUUUGCGUUUUACCAUGGAAAAAAAAUAAUGCAUUCAAAGAGGACGAGGGCGCAUGGAAAGGUGAAGGUGAUGGCAAAGUGGUUAAUGAUCAACCACAACGUGUCAUGAUGGACGGCCAACAGAUGAUGGCAUCCGGUUACAUUGGAAAGAUCACAAACGAUGCACGCGAAGACGAGAUGGAAGAGAAUAUGGGUCAAGUCAACACAAUGAUUGGAAACUUGCGGAAUAUGGCAAUCGAUAUGGGUUCUGAGCUCAAUAACCAGAAUCGCAUGAUUGACAGAAUCAACGCAAAGGGCGAAUCCAACGAAACAAGGAUAGCGAUGGCAAACGAGCGAGCUCAUCAGCUUCUCAAAUAAAUUUGUCUUUAUCUCACCACAUACAUACAACCCAACCUCCACCUCCCCUCCUCAACGAAAGCAAGACAACAACCAAAACCAUACAAAAGAAGAAGCAGACGCAGAAGCAGAACAGACGAUACCAUCAUUAUGCCAAUUCUUUGCGAAGAAAGAAGAAGGAGAAUCACAGUAUCUAUACAAAAUUAUGCAUUAAGUUUGAUGAAAAUGAUCGUAGAGGUGAACAUAGGCGAGCCGUACUCUUGUACAGAAGAAAAAUCACUUUAUUCGUUUUAUCAACAAGAAACAAAAAACAAUUUUGAGAGAAAAAUUAUGUUGGUUAUUGAGUCUUUAACAGACAAAAAAGUGCAUUAAUACUUAAUUUUUUUUUCGCUCUCCCCAAACAUACUACCAAAUGCCGUUUGGUUGCAUUGUUUUGUUUCUUUCUUUUGUAUUGAACAAACUUGGAGUGAUUUGGUUGCUGAUAUUGGAUUUGCCAUUGAAAAGAUAGAAAAGUGUAUGAGAUGGUUCUAAAAUAUUUUUUAACUCCCUUCAGAAUUACACACCGAUAUUAUGUUUAAGUUUCCAAAGUUCAAUUACAUUGAGUAAAAGAAGAAUAAAAGAGAGAAAUGAGAGAAAAGGAACACUAUCACACCAAAUGAAAACAACAACAACAAAAAUACUAGCGUAGCAUUCAGAGUAACCAUUUCAUGGUUGCUGUAAUCGAGAAAAACAAAAA